Messenger RNA from Ylistrum balloti, 1531 nucleotides. RefSeq names its product glyoxylate reductase/hydroxypyruvate reductase-like. Gene Ontology annotation, cellular component: cytosol. Bases 1 to 1095 code for a protein of 364 amino acids. The record is from RefSeq and is a predicted model, not a curated record. The transcript has 3 exons. Gene Ontology annotation, molecular function: hydroxypyruvate reductase (NADH) activity; NAD binding; glyoxylate reductase (NADPH) activity. Lineage: Eukaryota; Metazoa; Mollusca; Bivalvia; Pectinida; Pectinidae.
AUGAGGUUAAUGAUAACACCCGUUUGCAGGGUCAUCUCCGCGUUCCAGAAUACUCCUCGUCCUUUUCGUCAAAUUUGCAAGGUUAGAUAUCUCUGCAGGAUGUCUGCAACCGACUCAACUACUAAAGUGUUUGUCACUCGCUACGUCCCUCCCGUGGGGGUGGAGGUGUUGUCGCAACAUUGCCAGGUCGACCAAUGGGACACCCAAGACCCUAUCCCUCGGGCUGAGCUCCUGAAGCGCGUGCAGGGUGUUGACGCGCUGUACUGUUUACUUACAGAACGUAUAGACAAGGAGGUACUAGACGCUGCAGGUCCCCAGCUAAAGGUCGUUUCCACCAUGUCGGUGGGAUAUGACCAUGUGGAUGUAGCAGAAUGUCAAAAGAGGAACAUAAGAGUUGGAUUUACACCAGAUGUACUGACCAAUGCAACUGCUGAGUUGACCAUGUCUCUUCUCUUGACCACAUCACGGAGGCUGUAUGAAGGAAUAAAAGCAGUGCGUGAGGGUAAAUGGGGAACAUGGAAUCCGGUGUGGCUAUGUGGACAAGGACUAGAUGGUGCCACGGUAGGGAUAUUGGGACUAGGAAGGAUUGGCUUUGCUGUUGGACAGAGAUUGAGGCCAUUUGGAAUCGGAAGGUUGUUGUACACAGACUCUGAAGCCAAGUCGUACGAUUCAGACGUGGGAGCCGAACGUGUCGACUUUGACACUUUAUGUAGACAGUCUGACUUCAUACUAGGUUGUUGUGCAUUGACAGAGGAAAAUAAAGGCAUAUUUAACAAGGAUGCCUACAGUAAGAUGAAGAAGACAGCCAUUUUGAUAAACACCAGUCGCGGUGGACUGGUGAAUCAGGAAGAUUUAUAUGUGGCUUUGAGCACUGGUCAGAUAUUGGCUGCUGGACUCGAUGUUACUGUCCCAGAGCCUCUUCCACUGGACAACCCGCUUAUGAAACUGGACAACUGUAUUGUACUACCACAUAUAGGUAGUGCCACCGAAAAGUCCAGGGCAGCUAUGUCGGAGCUUGCUGGCCAGAAUAUUGUGGCCGCUCUGAAGGGUGAAAAAAUGCCACGUGAGGUACCCUACGAGAGUCUUAACUUCUGAGGUUUCCUGGGAUGUAUAGAUAAAAAAAAAACAUGAUUUUCCAUUAUGUUAAUUAGAUUUUAUUAUCAGAGACUUAAAUAUUUCUGUUUAAGUCCCUGUUAUUAUGUAGAUUAUCUUUCAAACUUUGUUUUGACCAAUGAGUGUUCAGAUAAAGAAAUUAAUUUCAGCAUUAAUACCAAAAUUUAGAAUUCCUUUAUUAUUGACAAAUUGGUAAAAAUGUGCAAUCAAUAGUUACACUGCAGCCAAAGAUUCUCCGUUCCUUAAGUUGUAAUUCCCUAUUCCAGGGCAACUUGUUAGAAGUAGUGUUUAGACUUGAUGUAUUUUCUUAAACUACAAAUUCAACAUACUGUAUAAAUAUUAAAUAUCAGGGAUGUUGCAAUAAUCAGAGUAAAUAUGUUUUAUUGUUGAUAUUAUUGUGUUCAUUUAAACUGAUACC